AUGCACUCUAAAUCUGAAAAUUGUAUAGAGCAUCCGCUUGGCAUAUUGUGCAAAUGUGCAGAGUACCAAAGCGUGAUUAAAAAAUUUAGAUCUUGUAACAUUGGUACAUGGAAUCCAUUAUUACCGAAGAUAAACAUCGAACCAAUUGCUUCAGCAGAAGUUUCAUGGAUAAACAAUCAUAUGAAAGUGGACAAAGAUGUAACGAAGCCUAUAAUUAAGUAUACUCGAGAGAAAUUAAAUAUUACUGCGAGCAAUGUAGCCAAAGUAUGGUUACCCAUAUCACAAGAUGCAAUUUCUUUAAAAUCUAUAAAGAUAUCUUGGAAAUUAUGGAAAUAAUUCAGAUACCUGUUUUAAAAAUUUGAAAUAUAUUAAAUACUGAAUAUUGUACAUUUAAAAAAAGCAUUUGAAUUGACGAGGAAUUUAUGUUUAAACAAAUUAUUGUUAUCUUGCACUUCAAGCUUCCAUAAAGCUUUAUCAUACAAUAAACUUUUUUUACAUGCUUUCCCUGCAACAUAAUCUUUAUAGUCCCAUUGUUUGCGUUAGUUUAUAUAUAUACAUACAAAUAGUCGCUUAAAAAUAUACAUAGUAAAAUGAUAUCUUCCCAAUAAAAACUUCAAGUAUUAACUUCAGAGGAUUAACGAGAUGAACAACAUGUUUUAAAUACACACGUGGAGAGCAACUGGAAGGGUUUCUUUGGUUCUCUCAAUUUUUGCAACAGUGCAAUAUAUCUUAAGUUCUCAAAAUGUACAUCUCAACAGUUAGAUAAAACAAAUGACAUAAAAAUGGUUGAAGAACUUAUGUACAAACAUCAUUUGUACUCUACAAAACCUUCUCUUUAAUCUAGCAUUAUUAUCAUACCUAUCACCAUCCUGUUAUAAAUAUAUAAUAAAAAUAAUAUAUCUUAACUAUUAGUAUUUAAAGACUAUGUAUUCAAUUAUUUUUAAAUGUACAAGAAAUCUGUAUAUGUGCAUAUAUGUAAAAUGUUUUGCUUUCAAGUAUAAUUCCUUCAAAAUA
This is a messenger RNA of Megalopta genalis, 1014 nucleotides long. RefSeq lists its product as uncharacterized. Lineage: Eukaryota; Metazoa; Arthropoda; Insecta; Hymenoptera; Halictidae. The record is from RefSeq and is a predicted model, not a curated record.